Betta splendens (Siamese fighting fish) is the source of this 5907-nucleotide messenger RNA. RefSeq names its product marker of proliferation Ki-67 (gene mki67). Gene Ontology annotation, cellular component: nucleus; chromosome. Bases 176 to 5749 code for a protein of 1857 amino acids. The transcript has 17 exons. The record is from RefSeq and is a predicted model, not a curated record. Gene Ontology annotation, biological process: regulation of chromosome segregation; regulation of mitotic nuclear division. Lineage: Eukaryota; Metazoa; Chordata; Actinopteri; Anabantiformes; Osphronemidae. Gene Ontology annotation, molecular function: protein binding.
AAAGACGGAUAUGCCGCAUACUAUACGUUAGCUAUUCGACGUAUGUGGUCUGUUAUUGGUAGGAUAGCGGUACUUUUAGCUUGAAAUGUUAUAGCAAUAGUAAAACUAUUCUUAGUUUUUAUGGGUCGUCAGAUGUUGGCGUGUCUUUAAAAGACUUCCAGGUAACGUUUGCAAAAUGCCAUUGCACGGGAAAAUAGUCGUGAUUAAGAGGAGUGGAGGGGAUGGAACCGAGUUCCCUCUUACUGCAACUUGCUUGUUUGGAAGGAAGCCUGACUGUGACAUUCGUAUUCAGCUUCCUCACGUCUCCAAGGAGCACUGCAGAAUUGACUUGAAUGAAAAUAAAGAGGUUGUUUUGACUAAUUUAAGCUCAGUGAAUCCAACCCUUGUGAAUGGAGAGGCUUUGCAGCAGUCUGAGCGUUUGAAGCAUGGAGAUGUCAUAACUAUUAUUGACCGUUCUUUCAGGUUUGAGCACCCUCCUGCACCCACACCGAAGAAGAGGGCUUCUACAGGAGGAAAAGUCCUUCAAGAUCAGCAAGAAGCUCUUGGUGUUGAAACAAGUGAAGUGUCCACAGACCCUCAUCUAAAAGAUGGAACUAAUCAUGAAAACAUCCAGCGAUCCCUGGAUAAAACUGUGGAGGAGUUGUCGAAGGGGGAUGAUAAUCUGCUGCAAAACAAGGCUGUGUCACCAUUCAGUGACCUGUAUCAAAUGAUCAAAAAGUCUCUGGAUGUUGCUACUCCCCGGAAAUCAUCUGCCAGUCUCCUUCAAACCCCCACUUCAAGGUUUUGUACUCCAAAACCAUGUUCAGUCAGGCAAGAUGAUAGUAAACCUGUCGUUAACACAGAAGACAGAAGUUCUCCUGUGAAGGAUGAAGUUGUCUCUGUAGAUGACCAGUUCAAGGGAUGCGCUGGCAGUGUAACUAAUGGGACUCCAAAGUCUGAUAAGAAAAAGAGGAGGUCCUUCAAACUUCCUGCUACUGAAAUGAUUGCAUCCACAGCAGAAGAUGAGCAUUCUGCUAAGUCUGAAGCAACUUCCCCUCUGAAGAGAAACCGUUCGACCCCACAAAGAUUUACAGCAUGUGAAGUUAUUGGGCAAAUCACUGCUAAAUCACCCAAGUCACCAGUGAGGAGGAGGAGUAAGGAGGCAACACCAACUGAGCCUGCAGUGACAGAGCCUUUUAAGAGGACAUCACCAAGGAACUCUGGAAAAGCUCAAAAAGAGAUGUCCAAGAAACGUAAAAGUGGUGAACUUGGAGCCGAUUUGCCUACAUCACAAAUGAAGAAGAAACGGGUUUCCUUUGGUGGUUACCUGAGCCCAGAGCUUUUUGACAAACGGCUGCCUCCCGACUCUCCACUACGCAAGGGGGCCGACCCAAGAAGAAGUUUAUGUCUGGCUAAACCCAAGCUGUCACUCCUGAGACGAGCAUCAGUCAUUGGCUACAGAAAGGAGUUUGAACAUGGCGUCACUGUAAAAACACCGUCACCUAGAAAGAAAUCACCUAAAUCCAAGACUCCUUCGCCCAAGGCUGCAUCUCCUCCAAAGAAGUCACCAAAAUCCAAGACUCCUUCCCCCAAGGCUGCAUCUCCUGCAAAGAAGUCUCCCAAAUCCAAGACUCCUUCCCCCAAGGCUGCAUCUCCUGCAAAGAAGUCUCCCAAAUCCAAGACUCCUUCCCCCAAGGCUGCGUCUACUGCAAAGAAAUCUCCCAAAUCCAAGACUCCUUCUCCUGAGGUGAAAAAGAUACCUAAAGCUCGAUCUACAACCUCCACUAGUAUAACACCUUCUAAGGCCCCCUUGAGUUCAGGAGUCCAGACCCCCACAGUGCAAGGGCGCUUUUCUGUGUCACGCAUCAGUACACCAUCCCCAGUUACACAAGAUACUGUGUCAGAGCAGUUGCCUUCAAUUGCUAUUACACCAAAAAUACCUCCGAGAAGGACGAGCAUGAAGAGCACCUCAAGGAAGACUCCAAAAGUGACCAAGAGUGCUCUAAAAGUAAUACGCAGAAGUGGCAUUUCAAGGGCGUCUAUGAAAGCCAUGAAUUCCUGGGCAGACAUUGUAAAAUUUGGGCAAACUAAGAUUCAAGUACCUGCUCCAGCUAAGAAAACUGUCACAAAGAAGGCAACGAAGAAGACUGUGCCCAAACCACAGACCCCUGCAAGAAAACUGAAAGGUCAUGUCAGCACUGGGCAUGCAGAUUCCCCUGUCACCAUCGUUGUGGGCAAAGCUUACAAACAAAAGGUUGUGCAUCCAACUGGUGCUGCGCCAAGAGUGGUCACAAAUGUGGCUUUCUUAAAGAAAGACAUGAAGAUGGAUGAGGACCUGACUGGAAUUACUGAAAUGUUUAAAACUCCCCUUAAUGAAAGGAAGAGGAGAUCUGUACUCCGUGACGAUGCCACAAAGACACCGGUAGGAGGUCUUGGCAUGUCUAUGGAACCAUCUGUCCUAAGCACACCUGAGGAGCCUGGUGAAAUGAUUGUGUCUCCUCUGAGUGUUGCAUCUACUGUAAAAGACAGAAGAUACAAUAGUGAGGCAGUUCAGCGCCUCUUUGAUGCAGGUCAGGAGUCUUGCUCUUUCAUUGAUGUCCCCACCUUGGAGUUUACUUCUGAUUCUAGUGAACAACACGGCACAGAUUUAAAGACCAGCAAUUUAAAGACUCCCAAACAGAAUCCAGAACCAGUGUUGUCUCUGACUGGAGUGAAGAGGAUUAUGAAGACACCAAGACAGAAAGCUGAACCCGUAGAGGACAUCAGAGGAAGACUUCUGAAAACUCCCAAGCAGAAACCAGAACCAGCAGAUUGUCUCACUGGAGUGAAGAGGAUUAUGAAGACACCAAGACAGAAAGCUGCACCCGUAGAGGACAUCAGAGGAAGACUUCUGAAAACUCCCAAGCAGAAACCAGAACCAGCAGAUUGUCUCACUGGAGUGAAGAGGAUUAUGAAGACACCAAGACAGAAAGCUGAACCCGUAGAGGACAUCAGAGGAAGACUUCUGAAGACUCCCAAACACAAGCCUCCACAGCAGGAGUGUCUUACUGGAUUGAAAGAAAUCAUGAAGACUCCCAAAAGUUUAGAGGAUGAUGUGAUGUUGGAUAGUGUUGAGGAACUUCUGCAGACACCAGCACCUAUGCGAGAGUGUGAAGACCUGACUCAGGUGACCAAUAUGAAACCAGAAAGUAUGAAAAGGUCCCCCUCUGUAUGUUUAAUGACACAGACCAGUCCAAUUAAAGAGGCUGUUGUGAAGAGGCUCAUGAAAACUCCUAGAGAGAAAGGUAAACCUGUUGAAGAUAACUUUGGAAUCAAGCGACUCAUGAGGUCACCCAGGCUGAGGGGUAACGCUCCAGUGGAAGACUUUGAGGGACUUCAAGAGCUCAUGGAGGAACCACAGUCUGAGUCUACAGAACAUGUGGAAACAAAUGAGGUUGAAGAUCAGACCAAUGCAGAAUGUGCUGUAAUUGCAGCAGAAGAACUUACUGUCCGUGAAGAAUCACAAGAUUCUGUGAUGUCACACGUUUCACAAGUUGACAUGGCAAAAGAGGAGCAUGAAGUUGUUGAUAACCACGUGGAGGGUGUCAUGGAAAAUAUUACUCUGGCAACUGUGGCUGAGCGUCAACCUGUUGAUUCAAGUAUGGACACAUGCGAUCAUUUAACUGAAGAGUGCCCAAAAGUGGAAAAUACAGCUGUAAAGGUCACAGAGGUUUGCUCUGUUGAUAAUCAGAAGAAAUCUAGGGGCAGAAAAACAAAGGCAGCAGAAUCUAAACCAACUGAAGAUAAAUCCCAAGGUGCAGACAAUUCAGAGGAUGCUGUUGUCUCAGCUCCAGUCAGAGGAAGACGAGGGAAAAAAACUGAAACUACAGCACCACCUGGUGUUACACAGCAGAAGACAAGAAACAAAAGCAAGAAUGUUGAGCUCACGAUGAAGGAAAGUGCCCCUGAACCUUCCGAAGUUGUAUCGCGGCCUAAAAGAGGAAGAUGUGCCAACAAAGCUUCUCAAGAUCAAGCUGAAGUGCAAACAGCUUCUACUGAAGCUGACAGUGUAUCAGUUAGCAUUGACCAGAAAACAGCAGACAGCGCAUCUCCAGAGAAGACUGCCACCAAACCCAGACGAGGGAGAAAAAACAAAGCCGAUUCUGAGCAGCCUCAGACGGCACCGGACCAAGAUAUUCCCCAAGAUGACAACACACAAGGAAUGGAAACUACUGCUCAGGAACCAGUAACUGAGAGUUUACCUCAAGCAGAGAUGGUACCGUGCACUGAAGUAGAUGCAGCUGUUAAGAAGCCUGUGAGAGGCAGAAGGGCAAAAAUGAUGGAGGAAGAAGCUGCCAUCUCUGCUCCUGUCAGAGGAAGAAGAGGCAAGAAAACUGAAGCUGCACCACCUGCUGUUAAACAAACCUCAAGAAGCAGAAAUGCAAAGUCUCAAACUGUCUCUAGCCAACCUGAAGCCAUGGAAGAAACAGCAGUGGAAACACUGACUGAAAUUUCUGUUGAAGCCAUCAAUGACCAGACUACCACAAUAAAUGCUAGUCAGGAAGAAAAUGAUUCUUCACCACCUGUUGUGAAGACCACAAAAGGGAGAAGGGCUAAAACUCCAGUUGAGCCGCUGCAACCAAAGCCAGAGAAAACAGAGGUUGUGAGGGACCAGAAUCUUGUAUCAGAUGCUCAACUUCCACAACCUGUUGAUAAACCCAGAAGAGGGAAAAAAGCUACUGCUGAACCCAAAAAGGUGCCAGAAGACACAGUUGUCCCUCCAGAGGCAAAGCAACCAGUGGGCAGAGCCAAGAGGGGAAGAAAUGCCAAGCAAGAAGAAAAGCUAGAGAAUGAGUCCAUGGAGAAUAAGUCAGAGGAGCCGGUCACAAAAUCAAGAAAAACCAGGAAGAUUGAGCAAACUGAACCAACACAAGAAAUCCAAACUGCUGAAAUUGUUGAAAGCAUUGCAGAAGCUCCACUUGUUGCUGAACCUGUGAUGAUAAAUAAAUCCUCUGCUGUGACGGCUAAACCCAGAAGAGGAGGGAGAAAACCGAAAGAAGCAGAGAGUGAAACGUCUGUUGAAUCCACUGUGGUCCAAGAGGUCCCUGCUGUCGGCACCGCAGACAAACCCAAACGGGGAGCAAGAGGAAGACUAGUUGUGGAAAGUAAAGUCACUGCUGCAGUUCCCAAGAGAAAAGCUGAGAAUGACCUGGAGGUUGAAGAGGAGACGACUGCUGAGCCAGAGCCCGUGGUCAAAUCUAGCAGGACCAGGGGGGUGAGAACAGAGCCUUCACGAAAUAUUCCUGCUAAAAGAGCUCGUCGCGGUGCAGCUGUUGCCCUUGAAGAGGGCGUUGCAGAACCUGCAGUCCUGGUGUCUGCUGCAGUGGAGCCGGCCAAAAGGGGCAGGCGUGCAGCAGCGAAGCCCAGUGUAGACGGUGCUACAGGGACCAGUGACCAGGCGGACACACAAACGUCCACACGCUCAGUGAGGUGGAAAGCAGACGUGGAAGUCUUUAACAUUCCAAAAGAAACACCUGUAAAGGCACUUCGAGGCAGGAAGUCUAGAGCUGGAGAUAAAGUGGAAGCUGAAAGCAAAAACGUGUCAAAGGAAGUCAACCAAACUGAAGAGAAGGACCUCUCAGAUAAAACCGAUGUAGCUCAGCCUGUCAAGAGAGCCAGACGAGGUACUAAGGUCACUGAUGAAGCGGAGUCAAGCAAGGUUGACCCUAAGAAAGGAGCUGAAGCUGAGACACGGCCAAAAACACGAAGAGGAAGACAAGCAAACAAAUAAAUUUGUUAAUUUUUUUUUUUUACUCUUGUGUUUUAGAAUAAGUAUUUUAGAAAGUUUUGUAGACUGAAAACAAAUCUUGUUAAACCAUUUUGACAUUAUGAUUCUGCAUAUAUUUUUAUGGUUGAAGUGGUUAUUAAAUUUUUGUAUCAAAAGCUUGA